Molecule: messenger RNA, 6131 nt
Organism: Gadus macrocephalus (Pacific cod)
Lineage: Eukaryota; Metazoa; Chordata; Actinopteri; Gadiformes; Gadidae
Gene: pnpla6
Product: patatin-like phospholipase domain containing 6
Exons: 37
Coding region: 197-4384 (1395 amino acids)
Biological process (GO): phosphatidylcholine metabolic process
Cellular component (GO): endoplasmic reticulum
Molecular function (GO): phosphatidylcholine lysophospholipase A1 activity
Source: RefSeq, a predicted model, not a curated record
CUCUCUGGCUGCGGUCCCAUCGCUGUUUUGCUGUUGGCUUACGGUCUGCGAUGUACGUGUCCUGAUUGGACAGCGUUCCCCACUGCUGUUCGUGAGAGACGAUUUCCGCUAGCCGUUGUUUGACAUUAACGAUUGACGGGAGUACCCCAGUUUAGAGGCCGUUGAUGGACCAUCCGUAUGAAGAGGCGAGGUCAGAAUGGGUCAGCGCGUCUCGGAACCAGAGGUCCAAGGGGACGCCUCCGAGCAGGCCGGGUUCAAUAACAUUAAGACGUUUGUGGAGGAGGAGCUGCAGACGAGCAUGAUGAUGGGGAUGGUCAUUGGCGCGGGUAUCGUCAUAGUCCUCAUCGCCGUCCUCAUCUUCUUCAUUUUACGAAGGAUCCAGCUUCGAAACUUGGAAGCCCAGGAAGUUCCAAAGUACCGCUUCCGCAAGAGGGACAAAGUCAUGUUCUAUGGGCGAAAGAUCAUGCGCAAGGUGUCCCAGUCUACCUCUUCCCUAGUGGGCACCUCCUCCUCAUCACGCCCACGCCUGAAAAAGAAGCAGAAGAUGCUCAACAUUGCCAAAAAGAUCCUGCGCUUUAAGAAGGAGGUGCCCAUCCUUCAGGCGAAGGAGCCACCCCCCUCCGUGCUGGAGGCGGACCUCACAGAGUUUGACGUGGCCAACUCCCACCUGCCGUCCGAGGUGCUCUACAUGCUCAAAAACGUCCGUGUGCUGGGUCACUUUGAGAAGCCCCUGUUCCUGGAGCUUUGCAGGCACAUGGUGUUCCUGCAGUUCCAGCAGGGAGAGCAUGUGUUCCGCCCGGGUCAGCCGGAUAGCAGCAUCUACGUCGUCCAGGAUGGGAAACUGGAACUGUGCCUUACUGGAAUGGAUGGAAAGGAGAACGUGGUGAAGGAGGUUUACCCCGGUGACAGCGUCCACAGCCUUCUCAGUAUCCUGGACGUCAUCACGGGCCACCAGAAGCCCUACAAGACGAUGUCGGCGCGGGCGGCCGAGGUCUCCACCGUGCUCCGACUCCCCGUUGAGGCCUUCCUGUCCAUAUUCGAGAAGUACCCCGAGAGUCUGGUGCGGGUCGUGCAGAUCAUCAUGGUUCGACUACAGAGGGUGACUGUACUGGCUCUGCAUAACUACCUGGGGCUCACCAAUGAGUUGUUCUGCCAUGAAAUGCAGGCCUUGCGUCUGCCGCCGGUGCCCCCCCACCAGCCCCGGACCAGCCCCAUCCGGCACGGCAAGCGCUUCGGCAGCCUGACCGUCACGGAGGAGCACCGGGAGGCCGCCGUCAAGGGCGAAGGUGGGGAAGCAGGGAAAGACGGAACGACAGUGCCAACGCUCAGCAGAACCAUCUCCAUGCCGGUAGACAUCGCUGGGAUGCAGAAAAGCCUGCGCUCUGACUUUGACAUGGCCUACGAGAGGGGCCGCAUCUCUGUCUCCGCGGACGAAGGCAACACCCCGCCCACCAAGGACCUGAGGGAGAAGAGGGUAACCCUGGACGAGGCCCCGUCCGGGGUCUACCUGUACCCAGAGGAGGAGCUGGGGGCCGACAGCAUCUUCUCCUCCAGCCCCGGCAAGCCCAGCGGCACCGUGUUCGAGGAGGCCCAGAAGGAGAUCCUCAAACUCAUGAAGAUCGAGGACCCUGCCUUGUUGAACGGGAGGGUCACACUGCACCAAGCUAAAGCCGGCGCUGUCCUGGCAAGACAAGGAGACCAGGACGUGAGCCUGCACUUCGUCCUGUCAGGCUGUCUGCACGUGUACCAGCGCAUGAUCGACAAGCAGGAGGCCGUGUGUCUGUUCGUGACCCAGCCCGGGGAGAUGGUGGGCCAGCUGGCCGUUCUCACCGGGGAACCCCUCAUCUUCACCAUCAAGGCCGUGCGCGACUGCACCUUCCUCAAGAUCUCCAAGUCGGACUUCUACGAGAUCAUGAGGGAACAGCCCAGCGUGGUGCUGAGUGCAGCCCACACUGUGGCCGUGCGCAUGUCGGCCUUCGUCAGGCAGAUGGACUUUGCCAUCGACUGGAUCGCGGUGGAGGCCGGCAGGGCCCUCUACAGGCAGGACGACCGGUCGGACUGCACCUACAUCGUUCUGAACGGACGCCUGCGUUCGGUCAUCCGCAAGGCCAACGGCAAGAAGGAGCUGGUGGGGGAGUACGGCAGAGGAGACCUCAUAGGAGUGGUGGAGGCCCUGACCCGACAGCCCCGCGCCACCACGGUGCACGCCGUCCGCGACACGGAGCUGGUCAAACUGCCCGAGGGAACGCUGAACCACAUCAAGAGACGGUACCCCCAGGUGGUGACACGGUUAAUCCACCUGCUGGGCCAGAAGAUCCUGGGGAACCUGCAGCAGGGCCAGGGGCCCUUUGCAGGGUCAACGAUGGGCCUGUCGUCCGUGACCUCCAGCCCGGACGUCACCAACCCCGCCAGCAAUCUGUCCACGGUGGCGGUACUGCCCGUCUGUGACGAUGUGCCCAUCAACGCCUUCAACCUGGAGCUCAGUCACGCCCUCAACGCUAUUGGUCCCACCCUCCUGCUGACCAGUGAGAUCAUCAGAGAGCGACUCGGUGCCUCUGCCUUGGACAGCGUCCACGAGUACCGUCUGUCCGGCUGGCUGGCGCAGCAGGAGGACAUCAACCGGAUCGUCCUGUACCAGUCGGACCUCACCAUGACCCCCUGGACCCAGCGCUGCAUCCGACAGGCCGACUGCAUCCUCAUCGUGGGGCUGGGGGACCAGGAGCCCGCCCUGGGACAGCUGGAGCAGAUGCUGGAGAACACGGCGGUGCGGGCCCUGAAGCAGCUGGUGCUGCUGCACAAGGAGGACGGGCCGGGCCCCUCCAGGACGGUGGAGUGGCUCAACAUGCGCAGCUGGUGCUCCGGACAUCUGCACCUCAAGUGCCCGCGCCGGGUCUUCUCCAGACGCAGCCCCACCAAACUGAGGGAAGUGUACGAAAAGGUGUGCGAGAAGACGGUGGACCGACACAGCGACUUCUCGCGGCUGGCCCGGGUUCUGACGGGGAACAGCAUCGCCCUGGUGCUGGGGGGAGGGGGGGCCAGGGGCUGCUCCCACGUGGGGGUGAUCAAGGCCAUGGAGGAGUCGGGGAUCCCCAUCGACAUCGUGGGCGGGACCUCCAUCGGCUCGUUCAUCGGGGCGCUGUACGCAGAGGAGAGGAGCGCCGUCCGGACCAAGCAGAGAGCCAGAGAGUGGUCCAAGGCCAUGAACUCUGUGUUCAAGACCGUGCUGGACCUGACCUACCCCAUCACCUCCAUGUUCUCUGGCUCUGCCUUCAACACCAGCAUCUACAAAGUGUUUCUGGACAAGCAAGCUGAGGACCUGUGGUUGCCCUACUUCAACGUCACCACGGACAUCACGGCCUCGUCCAUGCGCGUGCACCAGGACGGCUGUGUGUGGCGCUAUGUUAGAGCCAGUGCCUCCUACACCCCCUAUUUACCUCCCCUCUGCGACCCCAAGGACGGCCACUUGCUUGUGGAUGGUUGCUAUGUUAACAAUGUCCCAGGCUCACUGUGGCGCUAUGUGCGGGCGAGCAUGACCCUUUCGGGGUACCUGCCGCCCCUCUGCGACCCCAAAGACGGCAACUUGCUAAUGGACGGGGGCUACAUCAACAACCUGCCAGCGGACAUUGCCAGAAACAUGGGCGCCAAAACGGUCAUAGCCAUCGAUGUGGGGAGCAAAGACGAGACGGACCUCUGUAACUACGGCGACUCCCUGUCGGGUUGGUGGUUGCUAUGGAAACGCAUUAACCCCUGGGCAGAGAAAGUGAAGGUGCCGGACAUGGCGGAGAUCCAGUCGCGGCUGGCCUACGUGUCGUGCGUGCGGCAGCUAGAGCUGGUGAAGAAGAGCGCCUACUGCGAGUACAUCCGGCCGCCCAUCGACCGCUUCAAGACCAUGGACUUCGGCAAGUUCGACGAGAUCCACGACGUGGGCUACCAGCACGGCAAGCUGCUGUUCACCGGCUGGGCCCGCGGGGACAUCAUCGACAACAUGCUAAAGGACCACCGCUCGGCGGACUACAACGACAGCAAGAGGAACGACACAUGUACCCGUCCUGCGGCAGACUUCACGGACCUGGCGGAGAUCGUGUCCAGGAUCGACCCGGUCCAGAGCUACGUCGCCGAGGACGCCGAGGAGUCGGACGGGCUGACGGAGUACGAGGAGGACGGGAUGGACACGGUGAGGGAGGAGGAAGGCGAGGAGGAGGAGGAGGAGGACGACGACGGAGAGUCCCCCGGAGACCAGUCCCCCGGAGACCAGUCUCCCGGAGACCUGUCCCCUGGAGAGUGGGGCCCCAACGGGGUGUUCCAGACGGAUGAGGACAAAACGGUGCGUCAGCGAAGGAAGUUCGCCCUGGACUCGAACACCUCGGAGGUGUCGGACUGCUGACGGCUGGGCGAGGAGCCUAAAGCGACCCCCCCCCCCCCCCUGGGACAGGAAGCCCGCUUCCUGUCCCAGAAGACCCACGCGGGCUCGACCUUAGAGUCGGCCAUCUUUUUAAACUUGACAGACUCUCGUCAUCGGAGACUCGCUGGGGAACUUUGUGUUUGUUUUCAUGUCUUGAGGAAUUUCAACUUUGAACUUUACGCUUAACUUAUGAACCGUCCCCCACCCCCCAUGAUAUGUGAACCGCACAUCACAUCGUAUCACCUGUGGACCUGUACUUUCCUGAACUGAAGACCCCCCACCUCUCCAUCCAGGAGACUCCCCCCUCACUUUGCCCCCUCCCCCCUCACUGAGACCCCUCCCCCCUCACUGAGGCCCCUCCCCCCUCACUGAGGCCCCUCCCCCCUCACUGAAACCCCUCCCUCUUCACUGAGGCCCCUCCCUCUGGACAGCCUUUCAUAAAAGUAAACUAAAGAACUGUAUCCUGGCUCAAUGGUCGGCUUCCUCCUCAGAACUCCCCCACCACCACUCACGCCUGCAUGCCCCUGCCUGCCGCAGGUUUAUCAUAUAACGCUAAUUUAGACAACGCUAAGCUAAAGAAAAACGUCUCCGCCGUACCGCUGAUUAACUAUAUUUUGUGUGUGUGUGUGUGUGUGUGUGUGUGUGUGUGUGUGUGUGUGUGUGUGUGUGUGUGUGUGUGUGUGUGUGUGUGUGUGUGUGUGUGUGUGUGUGUGUGUGUGUGUGUCACAGCCACGUUGCGGGAAGAAAUGGACUGAACCACUCAUGGAGGUCAGUGGAGUUAAAUCCAUGCACUCAUAGUGAAUGAAUGGGCCGCCCGUAGAAUGUCCCGGUAGAUGGGCGUGGCUGGUUGGGGGUGAAAAUCGUGGACAGGUUUUUUGAAUGGACGAACGGAGAUGGAAAUUCUCAGUUUGGAGUAACAACGACAUGACUUGAAUGUUUUUGGCAAGUGUGCCAACGUUGGUGUAUUUCCUAAGUACUGUCACAGCAACGGCUCUAGGGUUGAUUACUGUGAGCUCGAAUCACGGAGGCUGAUUCAACAAGGAUCUGGACAGCGAAAGACGCACUUGCCUCCAGACGUCUCGCAAGAUAACGCGGUACCCCGCGUGUGGCACUACACAUCCCCCUUCCUUAGGGGACAGCUCUUGUAAAUGGACUGCUAUGUAACAUGCGUCUUAUUAAUGUAAAAUGAUACUUAUGGCUUAAGGAGCCGUUUCGCCAUCUGGAUCUGUACGUAUGCAGACCUAUACAUUAAGUCAAUUAAACCAAUAAAAACGUGACUUAAAACUAUUAAUCCAGGCAGUUUAUGGACCUAUGUUAUAACUCGCACAUACGUGGUACUAUGCCAGUGCCGGUACAGGGAUGAAUAUGAUUCACGUGUCAAAGCUGCAUCGCAGAUCCGCGGGACCUUGAUGAGGCCCCCAUCAUGGCCAGUCUGCUGUACAUUUUCACCCCAUCCUGUGUUGGGAAUGGUUUUGUUUAUUAAUUUAAUUUUUAAUAUGAGAGAAUCUCCAAAUGAUAAUUUUAAUAUAAAUGGUUAUUUUAUAAUUAGCUUGGCUUUGGUGUUUUUUUUGCACUGAAAUGUUCUCUUUUUAUUUGUUCUGCCAUAGAGACUAACUUAUUGAUUUGUAUUCGUCCCAGGCCUUGAGACGCAGGGGGCUUAGGAUCUCAGGCAUACUCGUGCUGACGGAUCAUUUAAUAUGCAUUCUGGAUAAUAAAUAUUAAUUACACA